Molecule: messenger RNA, 717 nt
Organism: Parnassius apollo (apollo)
Lineage: Eukaryota; Metazoa; Arthropoda; Insecta; Lepidoptera; Papilionidae
Source: the annotation of a GenBank genome assembly
AUGGCUUCCGCUCGACGUAGUUGGCGUCUCGAUUCUAAAGAAAUUUUUGAUGUUUUGGUAAAUGAUGUUGACUCAGACAUUGAGGAAGACCCGGAAAUUCAAAUUGAAGAGGUAAUUCAAGACUUACAUGAGGUGGUUUCGGUCCAAGAUCAUGAAAAUGAUGAUGCUGACAUGUCAGAGAACGUAUCUGAACCAGAACAGGGUCGAAGUCUAGGUCGCUCGAGACCUACACUUCGAGGCAGAACGAGAUCGCGCGGCGGACGCGUUCGGUCAGGGGCGCGCUCGACUACCCGCUGCAGCAGCGGCAGACAUGCAUCAACUUCUAUCAGGGAAAUGGAUGAAGCUAAUGGAUGGUCAUACGAAGCAGUGCAGCAGCCGCCGGAAAAUCCAGUAUUUCAAGAAAUAUCUCGCGUAUUAGCCCCGAUUGAUGAAAAUUCGUCACUGUUCGAUUGUUUCUCAAUUUUUUUUCCUGAUUCUUUUUGGAAAUUGCUCAAGACUGAAACAAAUCGUUAUGCAGCUCAAAUGAAGGCUAAACAAACGCGACAAGGUAUCCUGAAACCUGGCACUAUGCUUUAUCAAUGGAAACCAGUCACGAAACAGGAACUGAAAACAUUUUUUUCCGUAGUGAUUCAUAUGACACUCGUUCAAAAAGAAAGUUUUGAUUCUUACUGGUCAACUCGUGAAAUAAUAGAAACUUCAUUGCCAGAAAGCACAUGA